AUGUCUUCAUUACACGUAGGAUUAAAACAACGAAAGAAGAAGGAGAAGAGAGGAGGAGUGCGAGAACGCGUUUUGAGCGAAAGAAGAAGCAGAGGAAGAAGAAGAAACACAACACAGAUGACGGGAACAACACAAACGGUGGUUUCGAUGCGACACUCGUCCCGUUUGGAGUGUAAUAAUACUAAAGAUGGGAAUAAAAAAAUGCACAUCCAUCAGGGUGAGGGAAACGAAAAUUCCGUGCCGCCGCGGUCCCCGGCGAGAGGGAAAAAAGAGACGCUCGCGUUGCAGAAGAGAGAUUCGAGCGCGUCCGUGGAAACGGAGGAAGAGGAGGAUAAUUCCAGCUUUGGAGGAGGAUUACGGAACGAGAACACGAACGAGAAAGGCGCAGUCGGGAGCGCGCAACAAAACCAAAGCGAAGAAAAGAAGAGCGCACAAACGCGCGAAAAGGGGAACGACGAGGACGAGGACGAGGACGAUAUCGAGACGAAGCCGCUCUCGGCGUUUGAGCAAAAGUUGAAGAAUAAGAAACCGAUUUCGACUGAUCCGAAAACGUUCGAUCCAGACACGGUUUUGAAAAUUGACGAGGAUUUUUCCAAAAAAGCGAUGAGUUUAGGAUACGAGCUCGGGACGAUUAAACAUUCGGCGUACGCUUUGUUGGCGAUGGCGGGGCCGGGAGGAAUGACGGUGGCGAACAUUGUGAGCAUCGCGAAGCGGUUGGACUUGUAUAACUGGGGGACGUGCAAGACGCCGAAUAACUCAGUCACCGCGGCGUUAUCGCAAGAUGCGCACUUUCAAAGAGUUGCACCGAGUACGUACGCGUUAAAAGAACACGUACCGGACGAUUUGUGUACGGCGAGUAUCGCGCACAAGGCGGCGCACACAAAGAAGAAAGAAGAGAGACGCGAGACGGGGAGAAACGCGACGACGACGAGUUCGGGUGGAGGUGAUUUCAACAUGAUGGGAGGUGGUGGAGGAGGACACACGAAACUUCAAGACCGAAACUAUCAUCACCAGAAAGCCGUGGAGCAAGCGAAGAAGAGAAAAGCGGUGGCGAUGUAUGAAUCGGAGGAGGAUGAGUAUUUCGAUGGACCGGCGUUUCUCUUUCGAGCGCGCUCGGAAACGAGAGAUCAAGAAAACUCAGAAGAAGAAAACGAAGAUCGAUACGACGAGAGAAGAGAAAAUUAUCACACUCGAAGAAUACAGCACGAAGAGGAGCCACCUUUUGCGUACAAAGAUGUCGCCGAACGUUUAGCUUUGGAGUGUUUUCGUCGAAGAGCGGAUUUACAGCCGGAGAUUUAUAGAAACUGCCAACUUCCUUCGUCGUCCGCCGGGUCGGGCGACGGAGAGCGAACGCCGAUGAAUGCGGCGCGAGCAGAUUCCGAUAAUAUCGUCAGCAAAAAAAACGCACCGAAUACGGUGGAACACAUGGUGAAUGAGCCGAACGAGCCGGUGAACUGCGACGCGACCGUGGCGGCGUCGUGUUUGGCCUUCUUCCCGGCGGUGAGUACGCCCGGCAUCGUGGCGACGAGGCAAAGAGACGCGAUAUGCGCGACGCCGCCGGAACCGACCGAAGCCUUUUCGCGAGCGAAUUUGUGGAAGAAUGAAGUCGGAUUGGUGAAACAAUUAGAAGGGUUCGAAGCUAUUAAUGGUGGCCUCGUCGCACAGAGAGGUGGUUUGAGCGCGUCUUCUUCUCAACAACAACAACAAAGAAAGAAGACGACCGUAGCGAACAAGAGAUCAAAACUUGGAGAGAAGAAAGAAAAGCAACAACAACAAAACAAAGUGGCGGCGAAGAUUAAGAAGUCGAGCAGCGAUAAUUCCAUGAAAUCACGAAGCGCGAGUGGAGAAGAGACGUGUUAUCAUCGACUCCCUCGAUGGGUUUUGGAUCAAUACAUGGAGUCUCACAACGUCGCCGCCAACCAGUAA
This is a messenger RNA of Bathycoccus prasinos, 1926 nucleotides long. RefSeq lists its product with no specific name. Gene Ontology annotation, biological process: regulation of transcription by RNA polymerase II. The transcript has a single exon. The record is from RefSeq and is a predicted model, not a curated record. The coding region runs from base 1 to 1926 and encodes 641 amino acids. Lineage: Eukaryota; Viridiplantae; Chlorophyta; Mamiellophyceae; Mamiellales; Bathycoccaceae.